GUCUUGCUUUACGUCUUGUGUCAAACAGUAACACGACCCGUGACACUGAUGGUCGUGUGGAGGUGUACCAUGGUGACCAAUGGGGGACUAUAUGUGAUGAUUACUGGAGCUAUCCUGAUGCUGUUGUAGUAUGUAAGCAAUUAGGAUACCCUACUGCAUUGGACUCUUACUCAUAUGCUCAUUUUGGUGCUGGUACUGGUACUAUAUGGAUGGAUAAUGUCCAGUGUAAUGGUAAUGAGACUAGUAUUGGACAGUGUAAGUUUAAUGGCUGGGGUAAUCAUAACUGUGGACACUAUGAAGAUGCUGGAGUUAGUUGUGCACCUGGUAAGUUCAUAAACAAUGUAGUAGCUGUUUUAUAUGUAAUGAUACAACCAUGGCUUCCCACAAAGCAAUCUAAAUGA
Molecule: messenger RNA, 401 nt
Organism: Amphimedon queenslandica
Lineage: Eukaryota; Metazoa; Porifera; Demospongiae; Haplosclerida; Niphatidae
Product: scavenger receptor class A member 5-like
Exons: 2
Cellular component (GO): membrane
Source: RefSeq, a predicted model, not a curated record